GAGAGGAGGUUCCUAGAUUCAGCAGCUUGCACAGAAUACUACAACAGUUCUUCUUGUGGGAACGCACACACACACAGACACAGGAUUUAUUUGCUGCUUUCUCCGCAUCUUGGAAGAGGGGGUAGGGUCACCAAGCUGGGAUUGUACUGCAAAGCAAUGGGGGCAGAUCGAGAGAGCCCGGCUGCUUAGGACCUAGGAGGACAAGGGGAUUCCUGAGAUUAAAAGCAAAGGAGCUGCUGUUACUAGCUGGUAGCAAUCCUAUUGAGGAGGAGGAGCCACCAUGGCGACAGAACCCUCAGAGGACAGGAAGAAGCUGGAGGAGGAAGAGGAGGAGGAAGAUCAAGGGGAGGAGUUUGAUUUUGAGGACAGUGCCAAUGAGGAUGACAAAAUGGACAGUCCCACGAAAAAAGACAAUGAGCAGACUGUCCAUGGUACACAGGAGACCCUGAAGCUGAACUCAGACCCCAACCCUCAGACAGACCUGCAAACCUCUCCCACCGAACAAGCACAAAAGCCUUCCAGAACGAAACAACCAGAAUCUGACACGCCCCCUGCUGGUCAGGAGGACCUCGCAGCACCUUCAAUCUCCUCUGCACAACCUGCCGGCCCAGGUUUGGCAGCUAGUGAGGCAACAGGAGGGGUUUCAACUUCCACUGAACCAAAGAUUUCAGCACAAGAGGAGGCUCCGGGAGUCUCUAAGGACAAAUCAGAGGGUCUUUCCUGGAAGAGAAACAGCAUAUAUGAUGGAAAAUCCCUGCAACCAUCGCCAAAAAUCAAGCAGACGUUGGACGAAGGAGCCCAUUCCACCCCAGCAAUAGAUCCUGGGACAGAGAGCCCUGAAGUGAUCUAUGAUGAUGUUCCAUGUGAGAAUAUCCAGCCCAAGACAGAAGAUGACCUGGUCUAUGAAGACGUGCAGCGCGAGGAGGAGCCAGGGCCCCAGGAUGGCUGGAGCACCAGUGAGUUUGAGAGCUACGAUGAGCAGUCUGAAGAGGAGAGCGAGAGCAAGCUCCCCACGCGCAGCAAGCUUUCCCCUGACGUGCGGGGCCUGAAGGAACGGUGCGCCCGGACCAAGCGUGAGCUGCUUGCUAUGCGGCUGGGGCGCCGCGACAUCAGCCAGAUAAAACCGAGCUAUGACUGGAAGGUACAUCAGCUAAUGAAAGCCGCCAGAAAUGGAACGAAAGAUGGACUGGAAAAGACAAAAAUUGCUGUCAUGAAAAAAGUCCCCUUCUUGCUGAAGAAGGAUAUUCAAGAUGAGAUGGAGGAUGAUGCUGGCUACCUGGAUGUUGCCCUCUCAGAGUCCAAACACCCCCCUGCCGAGCUAUGCCCCAUGCCAGAUGGAUUGACCAAUCAGCAGAUUGUAAGGCGUCACAUCCUGGGCUCCAUCGUGCUGAGCGAGCGCAACUACCUGGAAUCGCUCAAGAGAAUCCUGCAGGAGUACCAGAAGCCACUGCUGGAGUUGGAGCCACGCAUGCUGAGCACAAAGAAGGUCCGGCUGGUAUUCUUCCGCCUGCGUGAGAUUCUGCAGUGCCACUCCAUGUUCCAGAUCGCCCUGUCGUCCCGCGUGGCCGAGUGGGACCUCAAUGAGAUGAUAGGUGACCUCUUUGUGGCUUCGUUUUCCAAGUCCAUGGUUCUGGAUGUGUACAGCGAUUAUGUCAAUAACUUCACUAAUGCCAUGGCUCUGAUUAAAAAGGCUUGCAUCUCCAAACCUGCUUUCCUGGAAUUCCUCAAGAAAAAGCAGGCUGCCAGUGUAGACCGGAUCACUCUGUAUGGCCUGAUGGUGAAACCCAUCCAGAGAUUCCCCCAGUUCAUCCUCCUGCUGCAGGACAUGCUGAAGAACACUCCGAAGGGACACCAGGACAGGCUGCCUCUGCAGCUGGCUCUCACAGAGCUAGAGACCCUGGCUGAGAAACUGAAUGAGCAGAAACGUGUGGCCGACCAGAUCGCAGAGAUCCAGCAACUAGCCAAGAGCGUCAGCGACCGAGCGCUAAACAAGCUGCUCAGCGCAGGCCAGCGCCAGCUCAUCCUGUGUGAGACUCUCAUUGAGGUGGUGUACGGGGAUCGGGGGCAGGUUCUCAAGUCCAAGGAGCGCAAAGUGUUUCUCCUCAACGACACCCUCAUCUGCGCCAACAUCAACAUCAAGGGGCCCCCUGACCUCAGCAGUCUGGUUCCCAUUGGGCUGAAGUACACCGUGAAGUGGAGCGCUCCCUUGGUGCAGGUGCAGGUGGUGGAGGUGGGGCAGGAGGGCAGUGUCCAGAACAAGGAGACAAUGUUCCAGCACCACGGGGCCAAGAGACCCUCUGGCACAAGCAUCACAGGCAAGGUGUUCCUGGGGCCCCCCAGACUCUACCAGGAGCUGCAGGAGAUGCAGCAUGACCUUGAUGUGGUGGAUCAGAUUUCCCAGCUCGUCAGCACGCUGCAGGGAACCUAUCAGAACCUGAACUCUGCAGUCUCCCAGGACUGGAGCCUGUCCCUGCAGAGGCUCAUCCGCAUGAAGGAGGAUGAGAUCCAGACCGCUAACAAGUGCCGCCUGCGGCUGCUGGUACCUGGGAAGUCAGACAAGUCUGGACGGCCGGUCAGUUUCAUGGUGGUCUUCAACACUCCCAGCCCCCUCAGUAAAAUCUCCUGGGUCAACAGGCUACACCUCGCCAAGAUUGCACAGAGAGACGAGAAUAUGCCAGGCUGGUUCUCCGCAGAGGAUGAUGUAAAGACCAAAGCCCCUUUUUGGUGCCCACUUCUUGCCUGCUGUGUCCCGGUUUUCCCUUCAAAAGCUCAGGAAAUGAAGCUGGAAACUGCGCUCCAUAAUCCGGUGCAGUGUGCACUUCUGGGGUUCUCCGCUGCCAGCACUUCCCUACCGCAAGGCUACCUCUGGGUGGCCAGUGGGGGCGAUGUUUCUCACGGUCAGGUGGAGAUCUUCUCCCUCAACAGGUCUACUCCCCGUGCUGUCAAAUCCUUCCAGGUGGGGGCGCCAGUGCUGUGUCUGGCGUAUGUUCCCGAGGAGAGCCAGUGCGAGGAGGGGGAGAGUGGGGCUGCUGAACGGACCUCCAUGGUCGGCAACACAAUAUGUUUGGGGCUACAGGAUGGCAGUAUCCUAGUUUACGGCAGUGUGGACACGGCCGCCCAGUGCCUGCUGACCUUCCGUAAUCCUGAGGGAUGCCCGGUGCUGUGCCUGAAACAUUCCGGCAACUUCCUGUUCGCAGGGCUGAAGGAUGGGAAGGUUGUCGUCUACAGGCGGAAGAGCGGUGAGGAGCUGUGGGAUCCAGAGUCCCCUCGCUGUGUGAGUAUCGGCACAGAGCCGGUCCGCAGGCUGCUGGCUCUGGAGGACACUGUGUGGGCCAGCUGUGGAAACAGGGUCAUCGUCAUUGAAGGAGCCACCAUGAACACCCGGAGUUUUGAAGCACACCAGGACACGGCGGUGAGCGUGGCCCACAUGGCGCGCGCCGGGGGCGGGGUUUGGAUGGCGUUUUCCGAGGGCUCGUCUAUCCGCCUGUUUCACACCGAGACGCUGGAGCCCCUCCAGGAAAUCAACAUCUCAGCCCGCACCACCUUCCUCAGCCCAGCUCAGAAGAGCGUGCGGGUGACCAGUCUGCUGGUUUGCCAGGGGUUACUGUGGGUCGGCACUGCCCAGGGAAUCAUCGUCACACUGCCAGUGCCCAAGCUGGAGGGCAUCCCCAAAAUAACAGGGAAAGGAAUGACCUCUCUCAACGCUCACUGUGGGCCGGUGGAUUUCCUGGUGGCCACCUCCAGCACGCUGUCCCCACAGCUGCUCAAGAGGGACUCCAUGGGGGAUGGGGGGGACUCGCCUAGUGGGGGGGAGGACAAGACCAACACCUCCUCCCAGGAGUCCCUACACCAGGCCAAUGGCGGCCCCAGAAGGGAGGGCAAGGGCAAGGGGGUCCUGCUGCAGUACCGCCUGCGCUCCACCUCCCAGCUCCCUGGCAAACCUCUGAGCAGUAAACCAGAGGGAGCGUCGGACUCGUCUCUGGAGUCCCUGGAGCACAGCGUGGAGGACGGCUCCAUCUACGAGCUUAGUGAGGACCCCGAGGUGUGGGUGCGCGGCCGGCCCUCGGCCCGGGAGGGGGGUCGGAAAGAGGGGGUCACUUCGGCUGCCGUCAUCUCCGGGGGGAGAGGCUUCCGUAGCCUGGGAGGGGGUGGCGGGAACAGCACUGGCACCGUAUCAUCGGAGAGCAUUCUCAUGGUGUGGCAGCUCCCUCUCACUGUGUAGGCAAGGGCCUGUGUGCUACAAGGAAACUGUGCAUCAGUCAAUCUCGCUCCUAGCCAGAUACAGAUUGGGUCUCCCUAGGCUCUGGAAAGAGGCCUCCUGGAAUUCAAUAGGCUGUGCUCCUGGGACAGGUAUGGGGCGGUCCAGCUGGCUCCUGUGGGGAGGACACUGAUGCUAUGAGAGGCAGCACAGCACCUGUAAUGAGAGUGGACUGGGAUAAUUAUGAUCUGGUAACAUUUUAAAUAUGUGAUUCCACUACCCAGUAUUCGGUUAUAUGAACCAUUCUCAGUUGGUUCAUUCAGAUCUACACCUACUCUCUCUCUCACCUUCUGUACACAAUACCUGGAUUGAAUUACCAUUCUCAAGCAGAUGUUGAAAGCACUUUGCAGAUUACCUUGAUUGAUGGAAAUGAUGUAAAAGAUCACUUGUAAUAUUGGAAACAUAACACACUGUCACCAUCCCCUUUUCAAGCCACACCCCUUUACACAAGACUACACCCCAUGUAAAAGUCUGCCCCUCCCACUUUCUUCAUCUGAUGGAUCUUGAUCUUUUCUAAUUCCUCCAGAAAUGUCUUUCACUGACCUGUAACCUUGCCUCUGACCUUGACCACACCCCUUUCAAGUUUGACACCUGGUAUCUUUCACAAACUUUACAAACAAAAAGUGCAAUUUAUUGCACAGGGAAAACCAGCAUCCAUAAAAGUAAGCAAGCAAGUAGGCUUUUGUUCAGUGUUCUGUUCAAUUGUAUUGCCGUCAUUAGCUGAUUUUCUGUCUUCAGUGGUUUAAUCAACCAGCUUUGUUUUAAUUGGUUUUGGUACCCAGCAGGGAAUAUUGUAGUGGGGGCUGUAAGAUGUACUGUAAAUGUGAAGAAAUAACAGAGCUGCUUCUAAAGCAAUAACUUGGCUUUCUCAAGUUCUAUCAAGUUAUUUAGAGACAAUUUUUGGGAAGGCUUCCAUGGUGUUGACAAUUACAAAUACAAUACUUGCUUUGUCUUGCUUGGUACAAUUUUUCUUUUUAAAUCGUACCAUUUAACUGUGUGGGCUGGUCUUUAAAAGUGACUCUGGCUGAAACCAGAAUCACUCUCCAAUCCAAAAUAACAAUAUGGUCUCUCAGAUGGCACCUUUUUGAAUUGCCAUAGCAAUGCCAGCUGGCCUGCCAUUCUGCCCAGCAUUCCUUCAGCUCUCAACCACUUCCUGUUGCCUUCACCUGCUGGCCUGGUAACGGUUGUCAUGGCAAGACCAUAGGGGAGGGCCCUGGUCAGAACCUGUUUCAGGUUGGUAAACAUCCUCCACAGGUGAAAGCUGCAUUCAGAGGGCAUGGAACACUGAACUUUCACUGCACACAAGUGGACUGUGUUAGUGCUGCAAGGAAGAAUUUCAUAGUUUGAUCUCCUCACCAGUAUGAAUACAUGUGCUGUACAUUUUUUUUACGCGUCAUCAAAGACUGGGAUGCAACAGUUGAGCCCAAUCAAAGUCAUGCUCAGUAAUCAAAGCUUAAAGUAAUCCUGUUCUACAAUUGUGAAAUAGGUUAUUUUAAAAUGUUAUGAAUAUCCUACCCUUGUCAAGCCAUUUUAAUAAUAUUAAAGUGGUUCAAAUGAACAAAGAUCAUGACUAGUGAGUUAAGACAGGUUUUUGAUCAUCUAAGAUUCAGGUUACUGUAUUUUGCGUUGACAAGAAACUUAAGAUCAAAGAAAAGGGAAGGAGGGAUGAGCGUCUUGUAUUUGCACUGUUAAGGGUUGUAAAAAAAAUACAAUUAUAAACAUUACUUACAAUAUUUAAAAGUUUUACUAACAUUGUUUUUUCUCUUAAAUUGGUCAUUUGUAUAUGAUCCCUUACUCCCGCUAAUUGUGCUUGAAGUUUGCAGACACUCCCUUGACGGGCAGUGCGGUACGUCCCCUAGCAACUUUUUAACCCUAACAAACUGUUCUGUAUCUGUGUAGUCAUUUUUUCUCUCACAGAGACCAGACAUGUACUGUAUCAAACUAUGAAAUUGGUCUAGAACCUAGGUUGUUUAACCUAGGCUGAAUCUACAACUGCUGUCGCAUACAUCCUGAAUAAGUUCUGUACAGCAAUGCCACACAAUUGUGUUAUAGUGUAUAUACCACAGGUUUAGAACCUGAAACAAGUGUCUUUUUUCUGUGACAAAUCUUUGACUGUAAAAACACUCAAUAAAGAGAUGUA
Acipenser ruthenus (sterlet) is the source of this 6398-nucleotide messenger RNA. Its product is annotated as rho guanine nucleotide exchange factor 10-like protein. The transcript has 28 exons. Gene Ontology annotation, biological process: SREBP signaling pathway; positive regulation of stress fiber assembly; actin cytoskeleton organization. NCBI's taxonomy places the organism in Eukaryota, Metazoa, Chordata, Actinopteri, Acipenseriformes, Acipenseridae. Gene Ontology annotation, molecular function: guanyl-nucleotide exchange factor activity; protein binding. The record is from RefSeq and is a predicted model, not a curated record. Gene Ontology annotation, cellular component: cytosol. Bases 281 to 4222 code for a protein of 1313 amino acids.